AUGGAAGAAGGUGGAGAGCAAGGACUCCCACCGAACGAGGAGCUCUUUCAGGAGCAACAAGUUGAGCCAGAACCGAUGGAGCAAGAUCCAGUAGUUGCAGAGCCAAUCGUCGAGCCAGGAGUGCCAGAAGGAUCAGAAGCGGUCAACGAGGAGCCCGAACAGGCUCAAUUCCAAGAGAUCGCUGCUGAGCAACACGAUGAUACGAUAGAAGCCACGUUCCGUCGACACGACGACUAUGCAGAGCCAUUUUUCAUGCCCACGGCGUAUGUGGCUCCACAAGACGGAGAGCAAGAGGCUUAUGGAGAUCGGGAGAAUGGAAACGGCGAUGGAGCACAUAGAAAUGAAGUGGAUAACACGGAGCACACGAUUUGGAUCGACUCGGAUGAAGAUCAUGAUCCGGAGGAGGAGAUAUUGAAGGCCAAUUUUUAUUUGCCCUACAGUGAUCACAACUACGAUCCACCGGAUCCAACAGAACGUGUCAUUCAUCCACAAGAAGGGCCAUUCAUGGUGAUCGAUGGACUUGACGAGGAGGGAAACAUCCGUAAUAUGUGGAUGCCAGACGGCUACGGGCCACCGCAUCGUCCACGUUCGGUGCAAGAAGAGGAGCCAGCUCAGCAACAACAGCUUCACGAUCAGCAGCUUGCUCAGCCCCAGCAGCCACAAUACACUACACAUCCAGCUGUACAACAGCAGCAGCAACAGCACCUAGUCGCUCCGAUGCGUCAGAAUAUGCAACAGUUGUCGGCGGCCGGACGACCAGUGGUUGCUGCUCAGCCAUUCUCGAUUGGUGGCAAUCAAGUGGAAUAUGCGGAUUCCAUGCAGAGAAUGCCAUCGAGAGGAAUUCCCAUCACAACUGGUCAAACCCAAUAUCGUGUGGUCAGUGAGUACGGUGGAACGACAUCGUCUCCAAUGGCUCCUCAAGGUGCUCUCCGCGGAACCACGAUGCCACGUGGCACGCCAACCGCCACAAUCAUCAGAGGAAAUCAACCGAUCUACCAAUCGCCAGCUCAACGGGUUGCUCCAGCUCCAGUUUCAGCGUCACGUAAUCUUCCACCAGCUCAACCGACUCCUGGAUCCUAUCAGCAUAUUUCAAAUCCAAUCGGAGGCCAAGUCAGACGUCUUCCACCCGGAAUGAAGCCGUUGGGUGCUGCUGGAAUCGUUGCCGGGCCUGGGAUCCUUCGCCAGACUCCACAGACUCGUCCUAUCAAUGUUACACGUCCGCUACUGGAAGGAGGAGGUACAGAUACUUACGAUUCGCCUUCUACUGCACCACCACCACCCCCGGUUCGUCGCAUCGCUGACGUGGCACCGCAUCGGAUGACUCAGGAGCAACGACAGGAGCAACAAUUGAUGAAUCGACAGAGACCACAGUUCCCACUGAGAGCUGGCAUGACUGUUGGGCCGGGUAACCGAGGUACCACACUGCCUACAGUAAUCCCAGGACGUGGAAGAAUUGCUUCAAGCUCUGAGGAUCUUCUUCGUUCGCCGCAACGUGGCCAGCCGAUUCUGGAGCGUAAAUUCCAGUUUAAACCUGUAUCCAUGCAACCGACGCCUGUGGAGCACACCUAUUCGACUCCUGUGCCAAAGGCUAGUGAUCAGCUUCCAGCUCAAUUGACAGAAGAUCUACCUGAGGACCAACCAACGUCGUCUAGCGCUGUCGCUGCUCCAGAAAGUGAAAUCGCAGAGGAGGUUAAACCAGAAGUCAAGUCGCCGACUCGUCUGCCAGGAUCCACGUCGCCAAUGAAACAUCAAAUCGGAGGAAUGCAGAAGCCAACGCCACCGCAUCGUAUGUCACAGGAGGAGAAGAAUGCGCAUUUCGCCAAGUUGCAUCCGGAUAAGGACAAACCAGCGACUCCACAACAACAGCUUCCGACGUCUUCUGCUUCUGGCACUCCAACCCAUCCAUCUCAGUCCCCAGCCAAUAUCCACACCCUGCCACCGCACCAUCACGCUCAUCCACAUCAUCAUCAGCCAACACCAGUCGUCGCUCCACUAUCCCGUCUUCCGCCACAUCAUCAGGACGACACGCUCGCCGUGGUACAGUCCGUGUUCGAAUCCAACGCUCCACGUCAACCGGACACUCCGAAAGACAAGGAGGCCAUUUCCAAGAUCGCGGAUCAAUUGAGAUUCAGCGCUGACGCGUUCACCGGGGCAGCUGGCUCGUCUGGCGAUGGCUCACGUCUCCGAACGACUUCAGGAGGUCGUUAUCAGCAACAACAGAUGAUGUAUCACGAUGAGGGAAGAAAGCGGCAGUUGUCUGGAGGGCGAUACGAUGGUGGGAAUAAUAUGAUGAUGAGAUCUUUGCCACCCACCGAUAAUUCUCCAUUGAUGCGUCACCCGGAAGCAAUGUUGGAGCCGCCACAUCGUCAGCGAGGAAGGCCACGUGGAUCUACUGGUCCUCAGAAUCCAGGAAGACGUUGGCCAGAAGGACAGGAGCCAAUUGCUCCGCAUAGAGCCGCAGGAGGAGCCAGAACGUUGCCACCGAGGAACCAAGAAGCUCCACCGCCACCAACUGGACGUAAUGGAGGAGCGCAGAAUUCGGAUUCAGAAUCCGACGGCGUUGGCGAUGGCGAGAGCUGGACGAUGCGAUGCCAUUGUGAAAUGGAUCAUGGAGACGGUGAUACAGUCGAGUGCGAGGGAUGCAAGGCGUGGCAGCAUAUGGCCUGCAUGGGUCUGACGCCGAAAAGCAACACGGAAAUGUACAAAUGUGAACUGUGCGCGCCGCGAAAGCUGCCGAUCACCAGGGCGGAGGCUCGAAAGGUGCAGAAAAAGCUGCUGGACGCGUUGGCUCGAGCGACAGAGAUGGAGAAGAAGAAGAAGGGUAGAAAGAGCGAUCCGACGGAAGCGAAGAAGCAGAUUCAGAAGUUAGGAAAAAUGAUUCAGAACCCUCCAGAGCCAGGAAAUUUAAAUUUUCCCGAUUUUCAGCAACCAUCAACAUCUCGCAAAUCGGCACCAAUGCCACAGCGUCAAGCGACUCCGCCACCACAACGUCGCAUUGCUCAGCUCAACGAAUACUCGAAACUAGCCGCGCAAUUGCUCAAUUCGAUGCCUCAAACCGCUGGCGCCGACACACUUCUCGAGGAUUCACGACGUCAUCACAAGGCGGAGGCCUUGUUCAUUGAGCCCGACAAGAAUGCGUUGGUGACGACGGAAAACGUGGCGAUUCGUGAGGUGAUUCUGGAGGUCAACGGACGAGUGUCGAUGGCUGCCGAAAUCAAGAGAAUGCCAGGCGGUGGGAAUGGAAUUUUCAUGUAUGACGGGCUGAUGAAAGGCACCACCGGAGAGGAUAUGGGCAAGAAGCAGGAGUUUGUCUGUAUUGAGACGAAGAAUAAGUUUGGAAACGCGACGAACGUCACCAGAAGAUCGUGUAUGCCGAAUUGUGUUCUGAAGCAUGUGCUAGGCACUCAGGCGACGUUGGGCAUAAUGAUUGUUGCCACGAAGCCGAUACCAAGAAACCAGGAGGUCACUCUUCCAUUCGACGCCGACUGGAUACAAUCUGACAUCCCUCUGCAGUGUGUGGAUCACAGUAACCGUCCAGACCAGAUUUGUCCAUUUGAACAGGAGCGUGUUCGUGCAGCGCAAACUCGCAUGGCGAAAGAGGAUCGCGAACGACGAAAUGCCGAGGAGAAGCGUCGUGCGGAAGAGGAACGACGUCGUCUGGAGGAGGAGGUUCGUCGGGAGCGAGCCGAGCGUACGAAGCAGAUGGAUGAGGAGGCUGAGCGAGAGCGGUUGGAGCAGGAGCGGAUUGAGAAGGAGAAGAAGGCUAAGGAGAAGGAGGAGGCGAAGAAGUUGGAAGCAGAGAAGAAGAAGAAGGAAGACGAGAAGGCCGGAUCGUCGUCUUCAGAAGCUGUGGCUAAGGCCAAGCAAGCCGAGUCGUCUGCAUCAUCUACCACCGCUGAAAAGUCGUCCACCAAGAAGGACGCCAUUCCAGGUGUGAAGAAAGAGGAGACUCCAGAAGAUUCUGACGCUGAUUCUACCAGUUCUGACAACAUCAGACGCCGCACGUCUCGUGUGCACAAAAAGAAGAAUUUGGAGAUAAAAGAGCACAGCAGUCCAGCGACUUAUGGAAAGAGAAAGCAAGUCACCAUCCCGGCGACCGCUGGCAAACGUCCGCGCACCUCUUCAAGCCAAGCAGACGAUCCUGGACCGUCGACGUCGGCAGCUACUGCAUCUCCAGCUAACCGAAAACGCGCUCCAGCUGCCACCUCUUCAUCAUCUUCUACUUCAGCCACUGAUGCCAAGAAGCCGAAGAGCAACGACGAAUACGCGCUCUCGGAGCUUCGUGACAAGAUGACGUCGCUCCUGGAGACUACUACUACCAACAGUACCAUGACCGAGUACAAGAUUGAUCCGAGCUUUAUUGAAGGUCGAAGACCGGAUUGGAUUAAGAAGAUGGAGCACGAUAUGGAGAAGAUAAAGGCGGAGAGAGCCGCCGCAACAGCAACGUCGUCUGGAGCUUCGAGCAAGAAGAAGAAGGAAGAAAAACGUUCGGAAGUUGUCAAAGAGGAGAAAAAGGAGACCGCAAAAGCUCCAAAGUUGGAGAAGAAGGAAACUCCAAAAAAAGUAAUAGAGAAGGAGAAGAAAGAGGUCGAAAAGAAGAAUAAGGAUGAGCAAUCUGCUGGACCAGCUCCACCAGCACCAGCUAAAGACGCUGUCAAAGCUCCAGAAUCCGCCGCUCCAAAGCCAAAAACUCCGAAAGCCGAAACGAAGGCUCCAGUAGCUGCUGUUUCGAAAGAAUCUGCUCCAGCUGCUCCGAAAGAGGCUCCUCCAAAGUCAGCUGUUCAAAAAGAAGGAUCCGUGUCCACUGAGGGAUCUGUUGAGAAGGAUGUGGGAGCUCCAGGAGCCCCAGCUGCUGCUGCUGCUCCAGCACAAGUUUCGACGAAGAAGGAGCCGAAGAGAUGGUCGAUAGACGACUACAAGAAGCGGCCGAAGAAGGAGAUUGUGGCUCCAGCGACUGAGACUGGUGCCGGAAGCAGUGCCAGCACGACACCGUCGACCAGCGGACCAGCACCGGCUCGCCGUGGAUUCAUUCCGAGCACUGAGGGAUUGAAGGAUGUGAAGCUCUCGGACAUUCCACUCGACGAUCAUCCAUCCAACGCCACCAACACCAACAACACCGCUCCAUCCACAACCACCACUACGACUGCUCCAGGAGCCACUGUCGUCAACUCGCCGAGCACUCGCUCGCGUACCCGUGGAGCCGCUAGUGAGAGCGCCGACGACGCGCCAGCCGAGCACAGUAUGUCAUUGAAGGAUCGCAUUACUUCGAUGUUUGGCGGGAUCAAUGCUCCAGCAGCAGCACCGACGGCUCAGAAGUCAUCUACGUCCAACGCUACUAAUGCCACCACCACUACGCCAUCCUCAUCGUCCACCACCACCAGCAGCAGCGGCCGCUCGAGAAGCCGUCCAACACGAUGGGAGACUAAUUAA
This is a messenger RNA of Caenorhabditis briggsae, 5430 nucleotides long. It is a transcript of the gene Cbr-set-26, whose product is annotated as Protein CBR-SET-26. NCBI's taxonomy places the organism in Eukaryota, Metazoa, Nematoda, Chromadorea, Rhabditida, Rhabditidae. Bases 1 to 5430 code for a protein of 1809 amino acids. Gene Ontology annotation, molecular function: protein binding. The transcript is spliced from 10 exons. The record is from RefSeq and is a predicted model, not a curated record.